Molecule: messenger RNA, 2597 nt
Organism: Clupea harengus (Atlantic herring)
Lineage: Eukaryota; Metazoa; Chordata; Actinopteri; Clupeiformes; Clupeidae
Gene: pgap6
Product: post-glycosylphosphatidylinositol attachment to proteins 6
Exons: 14
Coding region: 309-2567 (752 amino acids)
Cellular component (GO): membrane
Source: RefSeq, a predicted model, not a curated record
GAUUCAGCAUUACAUGUUACUCGUCCGUUGUUAUAUACGUUGAUUGUUAUGAAUGCUGAUUGUUAUGAACGCUGAUUGUGACCGACUGUCUAGUUAUCUCCACUUCGCUUUAGAAUAGAACAGAGGCGGAGACCGACCCCUCGACUCCUCCCCCCGGUGACGGUCGCCCUGGAACCAGGAAGUGGCCGGCUCUGAGCCAGAAGAAGUAAACAAACGCGCCGCGGCUGAGAGCUUGCAAGGAGACUACACGAGAAUGAGCUGAAUGAAGCGGCAACAGAGCUGACAGAUCUCCCGACGCAGAUCGAAGCAUGGACGCCAGAAUCACGCAGUGCCUCCCGUGCCUCGCUUUAUUUCUCCUGCUUGCGGGAUGUUUUGCAGAAGAUGUGACCUACGCCAGCGCCUUCUACUCCAAGGGGCCCCUAAAACUCUCCAAGUUCAGCUCUUUCUCCAGCGCCCGCCUCCACCACUUCCGCGUGCCGGAGGACACGGUGCUCGUGCGCUGGCUGCUCACGGUGACCAGGGGCUCGGGGCUCAACUGCGGGACUCAAAACGUCACUGUCCACUUCAGGGCGGGCGCUCCGCCGGUGAUUGACCCGGUCGGCACGGCGUUUCCCAACCAGACGGCGGUGACGCUGGCGUGGAACCUCACUCUGAGCGUGGGCGCUAGGCAACAGCAGAACCAGACUCUGGUCAACGUCAGCAGCCCCGCGUGUGGAGACUGGUUUGUAGCUGCCCACCUACCAGAGGAUGAUGGGAAGAUACAGCAGAAGGGUCUGCCGUCCUGCUUCUACCUCUUUCAGCCCCAGAUGUUGAUUAGGCGGGCCGUGGACACGCCCACUUUGCUGCCCAACAUUCCACUGUCUCAGACCCUCUCCAGUGCACACACACCCAGCAUCCUCAAGUUCUUUGUUCCUGAAUUCUCGACUCAGUUGGCGGUAACCAUAGUGACGUGUGCAGUAGAAGGUGUGGCCAGGCCCACCUGUGGACUGGGUCUUCUGAUUGGCUCGGCGUCUUCAGGGCGGGACUCCAGACUGACCUAUAACUGCUCGGGGGAGGGGCCAUGCACAGCUUCUGUGUCCGCCCCCCCCUGGGGCACCUGGGUACAGGUUGCCGUGGAGACCAGCCUUGCCAACGUCACGAUGACCUUCAACAUCUCUGCAAACUCCACAGUUGCUUGUAAACCCAAGAGUGCUCCAGCUGAUUUCAACAGCAACUUCACCGUAUCCGUGAGCAACGGCACCACGGCUCCCAACGUCUCCACGGAGACGAGCGCGGUUGCCCGCGGCGACAGCUCGGCGGGCUCGUGCAUCCUGACCCCGGCGGUGUCCCGUGAGGACACAGACGUCCUGUCGCUGCGCUUCACUGUUGCCGACGGCAACCUGACCGUGCCCUCUGACCCCCCGACCCUCGUGACCUUCGACCUCAACUCAGCGGCGACCAGCGGAGGGACGCUAAAUGUCCAGAUCAGCCUCAAUAGGAGCUCUGUGAUUGGUGGCUUCACUAGCGUGAGGGCGUGUCUGACCCCCUCUGUCCCCGUGAUGGCCCUGAACAACAGCCAAUCAUGUGCAACAGCAUUUGUGCAGGGUUACUCUUUGAGUGUUGACAGCAGUGUGACCGAGACCGCCCUCAGGAUUCCUUUUCCAGAAGCCUCCAUGUGGUACCUCACUCUACAGACUCUCUGUAAUAACAGUAGUGAGUGCAGUAAUGUUAGUGCAGUGGUGGGUGUGUCUGUGAAUGUGAGUGCCUGUAUAGAUGACUGCGGGGCGUAUGGCGACUGCAGACUACUGAGAACACACAGCUACCUUUACGCCUCCUGCGCCUGCAAAGCAGGUUGGCGUGGUUGGGGGUGUACUGAUGGGUCAAAGGCUCUGUCCUUCUCCCUUCAGCUGCGUUCGGUUCUCUUCCUGACGCUCAGCAACCUCCUCUUCCUCCCGCCCAUCAUCCUGGCCCUCUACCGCGGAUACCUCCCCGAGGCCGCCGUCUACCUCUACAACAUGUUCUUCUCCACGUUCUACCAUGCAUGUGAUCAGCCUGGGGUGACUGUCCUGUGUAUACUGGACUACGACACGCUGCAGUUCUGUGACUUCCUGGGUUCCUGUACCUCCGUCUGGGUCACAGUCAUCUGCAUGGCAAAGUUGCAGGACCUCUUCAAAUACGUGCUCUUCAUGUCGGGCGCUCUCCUGAUCGCCAUGGCGAUGUCGUUGGACCGGCAUGGCCUCUGGAACUUUCUCGGACCACUGCUGUUUGCACUCAUCACCAUGGUAUCGGCCUGGGUGUACCGGGGUGUGGGGCGUCGUCAGUGCUACCCUCCUCUGUGGCGUCGCUGGGUGUUCUACCUCCUGCCGGGGAUCGCGCUGGCGCUCAUCGGCGUGUGUGUGUACGUCUUCGCCGAGACCGACGGCAACUACCUGUACACACACUCGCUGUGGCACGUUCUCAUAGCAACCAGCAUCCUCUUCCUCCUGCCCCCACGCGACACACACACACAGCCCUGGGGGUGGACACACUCGCUCUGCGGCUACAAGAUCUGCAAGAACCAAAAAGAGGACCUUUACACUGUCUCCUAACUUACACACACACACACACACACACACACA